Messenger RNA from Penicillium verrucosum, 609 nucleotides. RefSeq lists its product as uncharacterized. Lineage: Eukaryota; Fungi; Ascomycota; Eurotiomycetes; Eurotiales; Aspergillaceae. Bases 1 to 609 code for a protein of 202 amino acids. The record is from RefSeq and is a predicted model, not a curated record. The transcript is spliced from 2 exons.
AUGCAAAUCCCAAACCUUGCGUCCCAGCGCUCUCGACAAAGGAACAGAAUCUCAUCGCAAGCGCCAUUUGGUUUCUUCGAUCUCGAUGCUCUCUUCUCCGUCGCAUUCGUAUUGAUCCUCGCCGGGAGUGCCUUUUCCGACGCGCAGCAAAUGCGAGUGGUUCACGGCCUAAAACUAGCCAUGAAUUUGUUCGACUAUCUUGCAGAACGUGGGAACAAAGCUUCCUUAUGUCGCAAGACUGAUAUUGAGCAGAUAUGCAACCACGUUGGGGUCUCAUUAGACGGAACUAACACGGCUUCGAGUGAUUUACAAGGCACGCCGACGCCGACACAGCACCCUACAAUCACGUCAUGGUACGACCCAGUGGCUGAAAUCAUACGAUCGCCCACACAGCAAGACCAGUCUGGGAAUCAAUCCGGUUAUAUUCAUCCGCUACAGGACCCGGGUCUACUCCCGUUGUGGCAAACCGAGAACAGCUUUUAUGAUUCCUUCUCUGGUUCUAUGCCUCGCGACUUGUACACAAUCUAUCAGAACAAUGACCUGGCACUUUCGGGGUCUAUUAAACUUGACUGGGAGGAGCUUGAGAGACAACUUUUGCUGCACCAAUGA